CCAGACCAGACACAGAAACAUCUGGAUCUGGUUUGGAUUUUGGCAGGCGUCACGACAGGAGAAUCGUUCACUUCCACAUGUCAAUUCCUUCCUCCCUCUCUCAAAACAAACCCAAUCAUUCACAAUUUCACACUCUCCCUUUCUCUCUCUAUAACAACACAAUCAGACACAAGCACAAACCUCGUGUCCUCUUCACUCCCCACACCCCCUUAACCGCUAAGCAGCACACCCAACAAAAAACCACAGAGGUGCUCUGUUGCUAAGUUCUUAACUGUGAAUUCUCCAAUAGUAUUAUCAAUGUUGAGAGUGAAGGGAGGGAGCAGGCCGCCGUGGGUUGGGCUCGGCGCCGCCGUGUGGGUCCAGAUCGCGUCGGGGAACACCUUCACCUUCCCCCUCUACUCCCACUCCUUGAAGUCAGUUCUCGGCUUCGACCAGCGCCAUGUCACGCUCCUCGGUGUCGCCAUCGACAUCGGCGAAAACCUCGGCCUCCUCCCCGGCGUCGCCUGCAACAAGUUGCCCCCUUGGCUCCUCCUCGUCGUCGGCUCCCUCGCCGCCUUCCUCGGCUACGGCCUCCUCUUCCUCGCCAUCUCCAAAACUCUUCACUCACUCCCUUACUUACUGCUAUGGUUUGCUCUGGUUGUUGCCGCUAACAGUAGUGCGUGGUUAACCACUGCUGUUCUCGUGACCAACAUGAGAAACUUCCCUGCUAGCAGAGGCUCUGUUGCGGGGAUUCUUAAAGGUUAUGGGGGGCUUAGUGCUGCGGUUUUUACUGAGAUUUACAGCAUUGUGCUUCAUAAUUCUUCUUCCAAGUUCCUGUUGUUUCUUGCUGUUGGUAUUCCUGUUGUUUGCUUCAGCAUGAUGUUUCUUGUUAGGCCUUGUACUCCUGCCACAGGUGAUGACCCUGUAGAGCCUUACCAUUUUCUGUUUGUCCAAGGUUCCAGUGUGGUUUUGGGUGUGUACCUUCUUGCAACUACAAUAGUGGGUAAUAUUAUUCCGUUUAGUGGUGAGCUUUCAUAUGCUUUGGUGGCUGUGAUGAUUCUGCUUCUCAUUGCUCCACUUGCUGUCCCUUUGAAGAUGACAUUGUUUCCUAGGCAUGGUUCUAAAUCAGACUCGCCCGAGCAACAAGUUGCGUCUUCUGAGGGCAAAGAUGAGAAUGCUGAGCCACUGCUGGCAUCUUCGUCGGCAGGGGCCCUUGGGAGUUUUGAUGAUCAGGAUGAUUCGUCUGAGGUGGCUGAGCUUCUUGCUUUGGGUGAGGGAGCAGUGAAGCAGAAGAAGAGAAGAAGGCCUAAACGUGGGGAAGAUUUUAAGUUCACUGAGGCUAUAGUGAAGGCUGAUUUCUGGCUGCUAUUUUUUGUCUACUUUGUUGGUGUUGGCACUGGGGUUACUGUUCUCAAUAAUCUUGCUCAAAUAGGUAUUGCCCAAGGGGAGGAAGACACUACCACCUUGCUGUCAAUUUUCAGUUUCUGCAAUUUUGUGGGGCGGCUUAGUGGAGGAGUUGUUUCGGAACAUUUUGUCAGGACAAAAACUAUCCCAAGGACAGUCUGGAUGACGUGCACGCAGACUGUUAUGCUCAUUGCAUACCUUCUGUUUGCCUAUGCUAUCAAUGGAACCCUUUAUCCUGCAAUUGCAUUUCUUGGUGUCUGCUAUGGUGUGCAAGUUUCUGUGAUGCUCCCAACUGUUUCCGAGCUUUUUGGUUUGAAGCACUUUGGCGUGUUGAGCAGCUUCAUGUCGCUGGGGAAUCCAAUUGGUGCAUUCCUCUUUUCAGCUCUGCUAGCAGGGAACAUAUAUGACAAUGAGGCAGCAAAACAGCAUGGUAUAGGCCUUCUUCUUGAUUCUGGUGUUUCCUGCAUCGGUCCAAAUUGCUUUAAGCUUACCUUUUUCAUUCUUGCUGGAGUGUGUAUUGCCGGCAUCGUCUUUAGUGUUAUCCUGACUCUGAGAAUUAAGCCUGUUUACCAAAUGCUUUAUGCUGGAGGCUCUUUCAGGCUACCUCAAACAUCUUCAAAUCAACGAAAGUAGUUUGAACAAUGAAUAAAACUGAGCUUCCUAGUUCUAUUCUAUACCAGUUGCGCUGGUAGAUUUACUUAUGGCCUGCCAUUACUGCGAUAUAUAUGUUAUGUAUCUGGGCAUCAAUUAUGAAGAUCAAAAUUUUCGUAUCUCACAUGGAAAAUGCCUGUUUUUGUUUGUCUUAGGCUUAAAGAUGAUCUGUCUACCUAAGUAUAGAGGCCAAUCAAUAUACACUGACAGUCACAUGUUUUAAUGUGAUGAUACAGUUACUGAGAUUUAUAUGUGUACUAUUAUUACUUAGUCUAAUUUUAAAAUUUGAAAUUUGCUAUAAAUGAUAUGGGAUGUAUUUAUGCACUUUGAUUUUA
Messenger RNA from Glycine soja, 2369 nucleotides. Its product is annotated as protein NUCLEAR FUSION DEFECTIVE 4-like. NCBI's taxonomy places the organism in Eukaryota, Viridiplantae, Streptophyta, Magnoliopsida, Fabales, Fabaceae. Bases 298 to 2016 code for a protein of 572 amino acids. Gene Ontology annotation, cellular component: membrane. The record is from RefSeq and is a predicted model, not a curated record. The transcript is spliced from 3 exons.